AUGGUCCAUUCAGCGGCUACUAGAGAGAUAUUGGAUUUAUUCAAGAAUCUUCUCCGCGAACAUGGCUUUCAGAAGUUCGAUCGAGAUCAGAAUACCGAUGAUGACACCCUGAUGCGCUUUCUGGCCGCCAAACAGUUUGACCUUCAGGCUGCCUUCCGACAAUUCGAAUUCUUUCAGAAGUGGAGAAGACAGCAUCAGAUACGGCACUUCUACGAGGAGCUUGAUGUUGAAGCAUACGAGCUGACCCGGCAAAUGUACCCACAAUGGAUCGGUCGGCGAGACCGCGAUGGUCACCCAAUUUACGUAUUCCCGGUGAAGUAUCUCACCAGGAAGAAACUUGAUGAAUACCUCGAGCAGAUUUCUGCUGCCCCAAAACCCGCCAGCCAUGAGAAGUCCCCCGUCCCCGCAUUCGAGCUCCAUUUCCAUGCUCUGUAUGAGAAUCUCCUGCAAUUCGUCCUGCCGCUUGCCUCUGAGCUUCCACGCCCUGAUCAAUCCCGUCCGGUGUCGUCCUCGACGCACAUCGUGGACAUUAGCGGCGUUAGUCUGCGGCAAUGGUGGUCCAUCCGUAAGUAUCUCCAGCUGGGCAGCACGCUUGCAACAGCCCAUUACCCGGAAACUCUAGGACGAGUCUUUGUGGUCGGAGCCCCGGCGUUCUUCAAAUCUGUUUGGGAAGUGGUCAGUCAAUGGUUUGAUCCCGGUACCCGGGCAAAAAUAUCCAUCUCGUCCUCCUCGGAAGCCAAAUCUGCCCUUCUUCAUCAUAUCGACGCUUCGGAUCUGCCCCGGGAAUAUGGCGGCAAUCUGGACUGGAAGUGGCAAGACCAGCCUAAUCUUGAUCCCGCGGCAAGAGCGCUGGUGGACGAGCUGUACCACAAGACGGACCGGGGCGAGGUGUUCCACAAGGGGCCGGUGAUCUUCCAAGGUGGUUGUAUUCGGCUGCUGGGCUCUGUCAGUGGGGAAUCGAGACGGAAUGCUUUCUGUCAGCUUUGA
This is a messenger RNA of Aspergillus thermomutatus, 987 nucleotides long. Its product is annotated as SEC14 family lipid-binding protein. The transcript is spliced from 4 exons. Bases 1 to 987 code for a protein of 328 amino acids. NCBI's taxonomy places the organism in Eukaryota, Fungi, Ascomycota, Eurotiomycetes, Eurotiales, Aspergillaceae. The record is from RefSeq and is a predicted model, not a curated record.